Molecule: messenger RNA, 1297 nt
Organism: Penaeus vannamei (Pacific white shrimp)
Lineage: Eukaryota; Metazoa; Arthropoda; Malacostraca; Decapoda; Penaeidae
Source: RefSeq, a predicted model, not a curated record
CGCGCAACGGUCUUAUUCCUCCGCCGACUUACCACUUACCUUCUCCUCCACAUCUUAAACUAUUCGUUGCCCCUCGAACAAAUCUGAAAUCAACGCUUUUUACCAUUUUAUCCAUUCUCCCAUUCCAGAGGCUCUGUAGUGGGUCUAAGGGAGAGGAAAGUGAGUAUUUCGAUCGCGGAACAAUACACAGAGGGCGGACUAGCUGCACUUGUCACCGAGGAAGACAUCUUGGAUAGUGUCGGUGUCGCCGCGUCUCGCUCUGGAUGGGUUACUACGGCUCGAAAUAGUCCCUUUUUACCCACGGAUUUCUCGCCUCUUUACCCCUUAGCUCCACCUCCACCGGCAAGAUGACACAGGCGUUACCCAUACGGUUUCAGGAGCAUUUACAGCUCACACCAUGGACACAGAAAUCCAGUUCUGGAAGUGGAUAUCAUCCAAUAAGUUGGCUUUGGUCACCGAAACUGCAGUGUAUCAUUGGAGCAUGGAUGGAGAUGCUCAGCCACAGAAGAUGUUUGAUAGACAUAGCAGUUUGAAUGGCUGUCAGAUCAUCAACUAUCGCACAGAUGCUAAACAGAAUUGGCUGCUGCUGAUUGGCAUCUCAGCCCAGCAGAAUCGCGUGGUUGGUUUUAUGCAGCUGUACAGUGUGGAACGUAAAGCAAGCCAGCCUAUUGAAGGUCAUGCUGCUGGUUUUACUACUUUCAAGAUGGAAGGUAAUGCAGAACCGUCAACAUUAUUCUGUUUUGCUGUGCGCAAUGCCCAAGGUGGAAAAUUGCACAUCAUUGAAGUGGGUCAGCCUGCUGCAGGUAACCAGCCAUUCACCAAAAAGAAUGUGGAUGUAUUUUUCCCACCAGAAGCACAGAAUGACUUCCCAGUAGCUAUGCAGGUUAGUAGUAAGCAUGAUGUCAUCUAUCUCAUCACCAAGUAUGGUUAUGUUCACCUCUAUGACAUCGAAAGUGGGACCUGUAUCUUCAUGAACCGCAUUAGUGGAGAUACCAUCUUCGUCACAGCACCCCAUGAGCCCUCCAGUGGCAUCAUUGGAGUCAACCGCAAGGGGCAGGUAUUAAGUGUAAGUGUUGAUGAAGAGAAUAUCAUUCCUUACAUCACCAAUGUGCUACAGAAUCCAGACCUUGCCCUACGCAUUGCCACAAGGAACAAUCUUGCUGGUGCAGAAGACUUGUUUGUUCGGAAGUUUAACACACUGUUUCAGGUGGUAGCAGCCACUUUCGAUGUCCACCAAAAUAAUAUGAAUUUUCACCUUAUCUUAGAAAAUUGGCAAAUGUGACAACGAUUAGUUAUA